GCUGGGAGGGACUUGUGCUUUCAUUGAAGUGUUACUGAAGCCACUCUCCCCUAGUUCACAGAGCGGGGUCAGGGGCCCCCUUCAGGUCUUUGAAGGCGUCUUUCACGGAAGAUUAUUAGGCUGCUUAGCGCUGCAGACAGUCAGUCAGACAGACAUAUUUACAGCAUUCACACACAGCUGUGGGCUGUGGACUAAACUUUGUUUUCUUGUUUUUUCCUUCCUGCUAACACUGCGUCUCUCUGCUUUUUUCCCCCUUCUUUUUACUGGCGUUUUGUCCUCAGCUGCGACUGGCCUGAGCCUCCCUGGCUGGCAUCAUCCCCCUCAGUCAGUCUGACCGCCCACAGCACGGUGGUGGUGUCGGAGGUGGGGGGAGAAAGUGCUGCUUUGUGAAUGACGGGAGCGGCAGAGGACAGAAAACAAACUUUAGCAAUAAUAUUUCCGACGGGGAAGUGAUUUUACAUCCACUCGAGAAGUUUGGGCUGCCGAACCAGCGACACCUGGACGAAGAGGACCGAGAAAAAUCUAAGCUUCCGAGCUGCUUCAGUGAAGCUGUGAACCAUGGCGGUCGGUCUAGCCUGCGUUGCCUGUCUCUGCCUGGUGGUGAUGGUUGGCGGUGACCCCUGCCUCAUCAUCAGUGAGAUCAAUGCUGACAACCCAAGACUGGACACCACUGAGUUCGUGGAGUUGUAUCACACCAGCGGACAGCGGGCCCCGCUGGACGGGUACACCCUCGUGUUCUAUAAUGGAAACGGAAAUAUAGCCUACAAGGUGCUGGACCUCAAGGGCCACAGCACGGAUGACAGAGGUUUCUUCUUGGUGGGCUCGGUGGACAUGAUGCCCAAACCGGCCAUCCUCCUGCCGCCGAACACAGUCCAGAACGGCCCGGACGCCAUUGUCCUAUACCGCACAUCUGCCGCUCGCUAUAAUGAGAAGAUGAACGUCACGGCUGUUGGGUUAGUGGACGCCGUCGUCUACAUGACCCGCCGUACUGGAGGUGCAGAGUUCCUCGCGGAGAUGCUCACGCCCGGGGAGCCGGCUUUCGUCGAGGAUGAAAUGGCGCUCGAGGGGGACGAAUCGAUCGAAAGGUGCCUGCUGUCUGAAGAUCGGUGGGGCUUUCAGGUGUCCUCACCCUCCCCUGGUCAGCGAAACAACUGCACCCCUCCUACUGCUCCAUUAACCAUCCCUUUAAUCACUGAGCUGAAGCUAGGCGGAGGGCAGGUGGAAGGGCUGGUGGAGCUGACGGAGGCUCCGUCUGCAGGUUCUCUGGUGCUGGUAGUGUGGGAUGGGAAAACAGACCAGGUCAGUGUCAGCGUGGACGUGGACGUGGACACCUCCAGGAACGGGUUGAUCUCUGUAACCAUAGAGAAGAGCUACAUGAAAGGAGAUGAGUCUGGGGCAGUGGCCAUUUACAAUGGAAAAGCUACAGACUUUCCUGUAGGCAGUCCACUGAGCCAGAUACAGCCGCUGGAUGCAUUUGUGUAUGCCGGACCCGGAAACAAGCCUAGUGCCAACCUCACAGAGACUCUCAUACCAGGCAGGCAGCCGUACCAGCUCAGCAACAGUUUGAGGGAGGGCGGCUUCUAUCUCAGUCGCUGUGGUGUGGCUACCUGGGCCAGAGACCCUGGCAUCUUCUGGGAGGCUCCACAAACUCCUGGGCUGCCCAACCAGUGCCCCUGGCCAAAAAUCUGCCCUCACAGCAAUGUGGUUCCAGGAGGCACAGACUCGCCGCCUCACCUCCCACCCUGGGGCAACACUGACUUCCUGAUCAACGAGCUGAACACUGACACACCCGGCGCAGCUGAGGACGGAGAGUACAUCGAGCUGUGGCACCCAUCAGGCCGCCGAGUCUCCUUGCAGGACAUCUGGAUACUGCUGUUCAGUGCGCACAAUAACAAACCGUACAGGGAGAUCAGCCUGAGCGGACACUUCACCACCUCCAAAGGGUAUUUUCUGCUGGGCAGCGACAGGUUGGUGCCAGCCCCAUCGCUGCGCCUGCCUCCCAACACCAUCCAGAACGGACCAGAUGCCGUGGCGCUCUAUCGCAGCCCCUUCGGCCCACCGUCGGCCGCGCAGAGGGGGAUUCCUACUAAAGGCCUGCUGGAUGCUGUGGUUUAUCGACAGAGAGGGUCAGACAGGGAGGCACAGGAGCUGAGUAAAGCUCUGACUCCAGGACAGCUGCCGCUGCUGGAGGACCCGGAGGUUCUGCCUGGUGAUGAGGCCCUUAGCCGCUGUAGAGGCCUUUACCCCUAUGACCUGUCUGCUUUUUCAGUGGCUCCACCAACCCCUCUGAGGGAAAACAGCUGCCCUCGCCCUCCUCCUGCCCCUGAGGGUGUGGUUAUCAGUGAGGUGUCUAGCAACCACUGGACCAAUCACAGCCAGCAGCGGGCCUUUGUGGAGCUUCACGGGCCACCUAUGACAGACCUGCAGGGCCUGGUACUCUCUGUGUUUGACCAGGAGCGUAGUGGGACCGUCAUUGCCCUUCCCUUGACCGGAUCUAUUGACCGGGACGGAUUUUACAUCAUUGGAAAUGUCACCGGUGCAGAUCAGACCUUCCCAGAGGGCUCCACGAUUCCCGGGCGAGGAGCUGUAGUCCUGUGCUACGACCUAUUCAGCGUCUGCAGAGCUGGAACCGCUCUGACCAACUCCAGCCUCAGAGAUGUGCUUGUGUUCAGUGAGAACCGGCAGCUGCUGUCCUCUCUGUCCACCACCAGGGGGAGACAAGUAAUGCCAGCGCUCAGGUCAGUGGAAGAUGGUCCCGUCACACUUAGCCGGUGUUCAUGCUGUGAGGUGAGGAGCCCCUCAUCCUGGACCACCUCGUCUCCCACACCUCACAGCACCAACCUCUGUCCUAGCUCCACCUUCUCAAGUCAGAUUGAUCUUUGCCUCGGACCGCUGUCCACUGACUGGCAGGAGCAGGUGGGAGACUGCAGUGGUCUUAUCCACGGGAAGGGGGUCUCUGAGGUGGCAGACUACUUAGAGCAGCGAUGUCAUUGUGGCAUUUCUGCUCUGCAUCUCCAAGGGGCAAACUUUUCUUGUGUGUCUGGCUGGCUGCGAGUCUGGGGGAGCAUUCAGGCUCUGUCGGCCCAUCAGAGAUCCCUGAUCAUCCAGACAUCGCACAUGAACCUGUCGUCCACCCAGGGAGACGUCUGCUCCUCUCCCACUACCGGUCGUUACACAAGCACAUCAUCUGCCCUGGGGUUACAGAUAGGGCUGAUAGUAACUGUGAUCCUGGUGCUGGGACUAGGAGCUGCCCUGUUCACGUAUUUCUACAGGAGGAGGCGUCCUCUGGACUAUUACACCAUGGAGCUGAGUGAGCACGGGGAGGGACUGUCUGAUCUAUAAUCCAGGCUUUGGGCCAGCGGCUUUAUGCAUGUGGUAGUGGCCACGUGCAGCGGAGGACUUCAGCAGAGAGAGAGAGCUACUGUUGUGGGUAAUCAAAAGGUUAAUUUGACCUGUGGGUAACUAAAUGUGCGGCUGUUGUGAAACAAACGCCACCAAGUGUCCUUCUGUCAAAAUGACUUGUAAUUGUUAUCUAUGUGGUUGCAUCCAGUGUGUGCGUGACGUGACAUUUUAUAGCUUCAGUGACAUGAAAUUAGGCAACCAGUGUGCUGCGUUAAGUCAUAACAUUCUUUUUUUUCUUUCUAAGAAUCGAUGUGCAACCUUUGCCUGUGAACAGUGCUGGUUACUACUUUUAAAAGAAAGGAAGAUACAAGAAAGGGAUUUAUUUUUAAGUACUUGAGUCCUAAAUUGUUUUUCUUUUAUUGAGUCGUUAUUCGUUGCUAUGAAUGAAGCUUUUAAAUUAAGACAUUUAAAACAACAAUGCUUCUGAUUUCUGCAGGAAUGCCAGCUGGCACUAAAGUGUUUUUAACACCAGGCUGUAUAACAAGAUUACAUUCUGUUCACGUCUAUUGUUUUUGACUUCCUGCUUUGUUUUUCUGCUCUAUAUUUUGAUAGAUGACUUUGAACUGUAGUCAAAGGGCCUGAUUGCCCUUUAAAUGUGAAUGUCUCUAACCUGUAAUGAGUGUCUGUAACCACUUUUGUACUCUUGGUCAAAGAAAACUGUUUACAGUGUCUCGAUUUUGAAAAUUAGAAGAAGGGAUUGUGCGAGACGUAUGAAGUAAUUCCUUAAAUGGGGAGAAUUUGUUUAUAAGAGAUGAAAUAUUGCUUAUUCUGUGUUUCGCUUGUGUUCUUAGCGGCUCGGAAACCUCUCUCGUGCCUUUGCCCGGUGUUUCAUUUGAUCAGUUGUUUCUCCACUUAAUAGAGGGGACAGCACAAGUUAGCCAUAAGUGUCAGUAGUAUAGAUAUGAUGUUGGUAUUCUCAGGGGGGGAAGCAUUUCUUAGCAGUCUGAAAUGAUAAGUUAUUGCAGGGAUACACAGAGAAUUUUAUCGGUUGAGUUAGUUUGAGUUCACUUUUAAUGGAUUAUAAAUAUCAGACCUAAAAUACUCAAAAUUGCCAAGUUAAUGUGCCAUGAAUGAGCAUGCGUACGCUGUUUUUGAUAGUGUCGAUGUGCUGCUUGCCUCUUUGUGUUGCUUUUCUCAUCAAUGAAAUGACCCCCCCACCUCCCUGUACCUUUCUCGUCAACUCUAAUCUCACAGUAACAUUUCUUAAUACAACCAUGUAAAGCUACAUCAGUCCUGUCAAAUAGGAUUUCAGUCAGGACCACUAUAGUUAAAAGAAAACCGUAUUUUUUAUGUAGCUCUAGAUAAGCUUGUAAAUAAGUGGAAAGUCAGAGCUGGGAUGAGCAGCAGCAAGAUCUGCGUCAGAAACAGCGUGAAGAAGGUGGAGCUGGGGGUGGAGGUUUGCACAUGCAACGACAAGUGUAUGCAGGCUAAAGCAGCGUGGCCUAAGUGAGACUGGAUGCAUAGAACGGUAUCAGCUGCGCCAUCAGCUGACGUGACGUGGGCUCGCACCCAGAUCAGAAGAUGUGAGGCUGAGCUAGACUUCGUGACCUACUGUGGUUGAUCUAUUUUAGAGAUGCGCUGCUGCUUUCAUGCGACUUCUUUUCUUUUAUGUCAAUUUAGCCAAGUUAAGGCAAUUUAAGUUUGUUUUUUUUUGUUUUUUUUAAGCAUUCACAGUGAUUUAGUGGUUUGGCUUUCCACCUUGUAAUGCCCGUUAAAUGUCUUUUCUGGUAUAUUUGAGGUUUUGUGAAACACAGUGCAUGUUGAUAGGUUAGAAUAUGAAAAGAUAGGAUGAAGAAGUUGCUCUUUAAGAUUACAGAUUAUACACGGACAUGCAAAUGAGCUCGCCGCCGAGUGCAACUUUGAUGUCUCUAACCUAAAAUAAACAAUUGUGAGAAAAUGGCUCAUGUAACACUACUGCGUGUCGGCUACUUGCUUUAUAAACCUGAGCUGACUCAUUCACAGAUUCGGGUUUUGCAGUAUUCAAAGUCUAACAAAACUAGGAGUGAAAACAGAAGCGAGCACUAAAACGGUGUGCACAUGCAGCAAAUACUCUCAGAACUUUACACAACAAACAACAUGUCACAAAAAACACUGGAAAAGUAAAAAAAAACAACAACUUUGUAUCAUCUGCAUGCACAAGUCAUGAAUUACAAUGUUUCUCUCGUCUUUUUUUAAAUAAAUGGUUUAUUUUUCAUUUUUUUUCCUCAAAUGUUUUGCACAUUUAUUUGAAAAAAGAAGUCAAUAAAUUUGAAAU
Oreochromis aureus is the source of this 5656-nucleotide messenger RNA. RefSeq lists its product as uncharacterized. The transcript is spliced from 12 exons. Bases 559 to 3342 code for a protein of 927 amino acids. NCBI's taxonomy places the organism in Eukaryota, Metazoa, Chordata, Actinopteri, Cichliformes, Cichlidae. The record is from RefSeq and is a predicted model, not a curated record.